This is a messenger RNA of Camellia sinensis, 915 nucleotides long. Lineage: Eukaryota; Viridiplantae; Streptophyta; Magnoliopsida; Ericales; Theaceae. The record is from RefSeq and is a predicted model, not a curated record.
AUGACCGCUGGGGGCAGGACUGAAGCAGAAGUUAUUGAGAGCUUCCAGCGGUCUGACUUCUACAAACAUGAAAUGGCUGAGUUCUGGGACAGUGGCUGGAAGAUGUUCAAGCGGAAGGCAGAAGAACUAUUCCCAUACUUGGACCUGAGUGUGGCUAAGAGACCUCGACGCACUCGUAAGACUAAGGAUCAAGGUAGUGGAGUUAAUGAACAUGACAUGAAUGACAUAGGUGUUGCUCUAGCAAAAAUGGUUGAGGUUGAAAACGAUGGGGGCAAUCCAUUUAAUGUGAGUGACAUGGGUGAUGAUUUGGGGGAUGAACCAAUAGAUAUGGGUGAUGAACCAACAGACAUGGGUGAUGAUCCAGGUGAUGAACCAACAGACAUGGGUGACUAUGAAGACCAACCAACAGAUACAACUGAAAAAGUUAAUGAAGAUCUUACUGGACCUUUUCCUGGAGGGCCAUAUGACCCUUCAAUUUUGAAGAGUUUUCAUUGUCACAUAGCAGCCAAAAUUUGGCAUAAUGAUGAACGUGGAAUACUUAAAUGCUUAAAUCAUGGUUUUAAAGUUGGAGAAUGGUCAUUCAACUUGGAAGAUAAUGAACAGUCCAAAUUUCAUGGUUUAAUUAUGGAUUCGGGGUUGAUGUCUUUAGUGAGUUGCUCAUAUAAAUUAGUAAACAAAGUUGUAGCUUUGGUCUUUGUGGAAAGAUGGCAGCCAGAGACAAACACGUUUCAUCUACCAUUUGGUGAGAUGUCACCAACCUUAGAUGAUGUUAGUGUAAUUCUAGGGAUUCCAAUGAUUGGUAAAUCAGUCUCUUGCAAGAAGUUAUCAAAUGUUGACGUUGCAAAUCUGCUAGUUGAGGCUUUUGGAGUAACAAUAGAUGAGGCGAAUGUAGCGUUGAAGGUAGCACGGGGCUAG